AGCCAGGCCUCAGGAGCGAGACCACCAAUUCAUUGGUUCCAUCUUCCGCCCCAUCUCCACCGCUGUAAUUCUCCCAGGGUAUUUUGACAACAAUUGAAAUUUCAGUCAAGAGGAGUAUGGGGGCGAGUAGCGAUCCGACUCAGGAUGGUUCGGACGAGCAGCAGAAGCGGUCUGAGAUAUACACUUACGAGGCACCCUGGCACAUCUAUGCCAUGAACUGGAGCGUCCGCCGCGAUAAGAAGUACCGGCUGGCCAUAGCCAGCCUCCUGGAGCAGUACCCGAACCGUGUGGAGAUCGUUCAGCUGGACGAUUCCAACGGCGAGAUCCGCUCCGACCCAAACCUCUCCUUCGAGCACCCCUACCCUCCCACCAAGACCAUCUUCAUCCCUGACAAGGAGUGCCAGAAGCCCGACCUCCUCGCCACCUCCAGUGACUUCCUCCGCGUCUGGCGGAUCUCGGACGACCACCGCGUCGAGCUCAAGAGCCUCCUCAACGGCAACAAGAACAGCGACUUCUGUGGGCCCCUCACCUCCUUCGACUGGAACGAGGCCGAGCCCAAGCGCAUCGGCACCUCCAGCAUCGACACCACCUGCACCAUCUGGGACAUCGAGCGCGAGAUCGUCGAUACCCAGCUUAUUGCCCACGACAAGGAGGUCUAUGACAUCGCAUGGGGCGGCGUAGGCGUCUUCGCCUCCGUCUCCGCUGACGGCUCGGUUCGUGUCUUCGAUCUCCGUGACAAGGAGCACUCCACUAUCAUCUACGAGAGCUCCGAGCCCGACACCCCCUUGGUCCGCCUCGGCUGGAACAAGCAGGAUCCCAGAUAUAUGGCCACCAUUAUCACGGACAGCGCCAAGGUCGUCGUCCUCGACAUCCGCUACCCAACGCUACCCGUCGUCGAAUUGCAGAGGCAUCAGGCCUCCGUUAAUGCCAUUGCCUGGGCUCCCCACAGUUCCUGCCACAUCUGUACGGCCGGCGACGAUUUCCAGGCCUUGAUUUGGGACUUGUCCUCCAUGGGCCAACCUGUCGAGGGCGGCUUGGAUCCCAUUCUCGCGUAUACGGCCGGGGCAGAGAUCGAGCAGCUGCAAUGGUCCUCGUCCCAGCCAGACUGGGUUGCCAUUGCUUUCUCCACCAAGCUUCAGAUACUUAGGGUAUGAUGUGUACUCGUUUUUUUUUUUUUUCUUUUUUUUUUUAACUUACCACCAUGUCCAUCACCAUGACAUAGCGAGGUUGAGUUUGCGAUAAGAACGUUCUAUGCCUUGCCUUCAGCUGUCUGUUCGUCCUUUGGAUUCAAAUCCAAUGAUUAUAGUAGUUUUCCUAUUACGCCGCUCUGCAUGAUGUUUCUGUAUUGCUCAGAGCUAGCAAGUCCUUUUUUGGAUGUUGAUGCUAAUUUUGGAUGCAAUCUUAGGACUUUAAGGACAUAUAAGUUUUGCGAUGCAAUAUGGUCAAGGAUCAACUCGUUUGCUUCCUCUUGGGUGUCUACCCUUCAAAUUCCAAAACGUUUGCUUUCUCUAGUAUUCUGUGACACUAUUGAGAUGUUAUUGGAAAGGAUGAGCAGCCGGAGAAGUCUCUUGUAUUGGGUUGAUUGUAUGCAUUUGAAAAGGAAUGUAAUUUUCCAAAAACUUCGAGGUAGCACGCAUUAGCCGACUAUAAUAGAUUCAUUUCUCAUAUGAAGUGGAGAUCCCUGAUACAGCCUAAGGGCAAUGUAAGAACAAGUCGGACCCAGAAAGGGACCUGAUCAUGAAUAAAAAGAAUAUUUGAUGCCAUUAAUGGUGAUCAACUUGCUGACAGGGAAUGUCAUCACUGUUAGGGCAAAAAGGCAAAGAAGGCUGAACACAGUUUUUACCUAAGUCAUUGUGUUCAGCACCUAUAACAUCGCCCUUCAACCUUCGUUCUUGUCUGGGGUGGCUUGCAGCUCAGUGAUCUAAUAAGUACUUCUAAAUUGGGACCUAAAUGUAAUCUUACUUCCUUGUGAUUGCUGAUGGAAGUAUUUCUUCAAGAUUGCUGGCCUCUUGAAUAUAUAAAGGAACGUGGGGGAUAUGUUCCUUCCUCUUUCUGAA
This is a messenger RNA of Corylus avellana, 2057 nucleotides long. Its product is annotated as WD repeat-containing protein LWD1. The record is from RefSeq and is a predicted model, not a curated record. NCBI's taxonomy places the organism in Eukaryota, Viridiplantae, Streptophyta, Magnoliopsida, Fagales, Betulaceae. Gene Ontology annotation, molecular function: protein binding.